Molecule: messenger RNA, 1506 nt
Organism: Belonocnema kinseyi
Lineage: Eukaryota; Metazoa; Arthropoda; Insecta; Hymenoptera; Cynipidae
Product: alaserpin-like
Exons: 8
Coding region: 72-1334 (420 amino acids)
Molecular function (GO): serine-type endopeptidase inhibitor activity
Source: RefSeq, a predicted model, not a curated record
AUGAGUUCCGGAGACGAUCGAACGACCUUUUGCUGUUUGGUGCACAUUUCAUUUGUUGUUUCGUACGUCAUAUGGAUUUUCACCUUUUCUGUAGAUUUUGGAAAACUUGGAAAUUUAGAAAGGCAUUAAUAAUUGGUCUCUUUGUGGCGUGUACUACAGCAAAAAGGAUGGAUGGUUCUUCUCUAAGAAUUAUCUCAGACAGUAUUCGUGACUUUUCUUCACGGUUCACCAGGUAUUUAGGAGAAAGAGAACGCUUUAAUUAUGUUGCAUCGCCCCUGGGGCUUGGCAUGUCGCUUGCUAUGCUGGCUUAUGGUUCUGAAGGAAUGACAGCGGAAGAACUUUACAGAUGUCUUCACCUUCCAUCAGAUCCAACAAUUGGUCUCAAUGGAUAUCAAUGUCUUCUGAAUAUGUUAAAGGAAAAGGGAGAAAACGAACUGAUUAUCAGUCAAAAAAUCUUUAUCUACAAAGAUGUUUCAGUAAACGAAUCAUAUACUAGCAUGCUUGCUCAAUAUUUCCACUCAGAAAUUGGUCAUGUCAAUUUCAAGGAUUCAAAAAGUGCAGCUGAAGAUAUCAACUUAUACGUCUAUGGUCGCACUAAGCAGAAGAUUAAAAUUUUUAUCAGACCAGAGGAAGUCAAUCCAGAUACAAGUAUUAUCUCCAUGAACGUUAUGUACUUCUGUGGCAAAUUUAAAACAUCAUUUAAUCGAUCUUUGAUUGAUCAGCCCUUCUAUAUUGGUGAACAAAAUACGAAGAGAGUAAAAUGUAUGUCUGGAAUGAUGAAUCAAUUGUUCUAUGGCAGGAUUUCUGAACUCAAAGCCUCAUUUAUUGAAGUUCCAUAUGAGGGUCGUGAAUUGUCUCUAUUGUUGAUUCGUCCAGAUGAAAUCAACGGAGUAAGGGAUCUUCAGAAAAGACUCGAGAAAUUUACAAUUCCACGCUUGCUCAGUUUCGGAAGUCUACGUGAUGUUUCAGUUAGCAUUCCUUCCUUCAACGUUGAAAGUUUUCUAAAUCUCAAGGAUAUCAUGCAGAAGAUGGGUGUGUCCGACAUGUUUGAAGAUUCAGCAAGCUUCGCCCACUUCCUUGGCAGGGAAAGAAGAAUUAAACUCGACCUACUAAUUCAAAAAGUAAUCUUCAACCUGGACGAAAGAAGCACAAUGUCUAGUGGAAUAACCGCUUACUCGAUUCCUGAAAGUACUUUGGAUGAAGUGCACUCAACUCUUUACUCGUUUUAUCUCGACCGUCCAUUUUUAUUCAUAGUAUUACAGAAGGACACUAUGAUUCCCAUAUUCAGUGGUCGAAUUAUGGAUCCCGAACCACAUAAAACGAUGCACGCUUGAUUCAAAUUAACUUGCAGAUUCAUUUAUCAUCAUUAUUUCCACUGAGAAAUUGCAUCACCUUUUCGAAUCAUCAUAGAUACUAUUAUUGUUGUCAUAUUCUUUUUUUUAUUAAAAUAUUAAAUAUCUGUCUUACUUGAAAAAUGUAUAAAAUAAAAUAUCUUUUUAUCAUGAA